Molecule: messenger RNA, 2705 nt
Organism: Papaver somniferum (opium poppy)
Lineage: Eukaryota; Viridiplantae; Streptophyta; Magnoliopsida; Ranunculales; Papaveraceae
Product: pentatricopeptide repeat-containing protein At2g17210-like
Exons: 1
Coding region: 105-2345 (746 amino acids)
Biological process (GO): RNA modification
Molecular function (GO): protein binding; RNA binding
Source: RefSeq, a predicted model, not a curated record
CAAUACGAGAGUCUGUCGUCCUCAGCACCCACUCCAUUGAACAUAACAUUCGAUAUCGAGAAACCUUGCAGCUGACAUACGGUGUCACAUGUAUCAACUAGACAAUGCGCAUUCCAGCAACCAUUUUUCCUGGCUCAAUAUCUCAGAACUGGAAACAGUGGAUCAAAGAAUCAACAUUACAAGGACAAUGGCAAGAAGUACUUUCUCUCUACUAUGAAAUCAGAAGGAUUGGAAUUCCAAUUCUGGACCCAAGCUUGUUUCCUUCCGUUCUCAAAUGUUGCACAAAUCUCAACAAUUUCAAGUAUGGUACUUCAGUUCAUUCAUGUAUAAUCAAACAUGGGUUUGAAUCAUUUAGCUCUGUUGGUAACUCUACCAUGGAUUUUUACAUUAAAUCCGGGUUCAUGAAUUAUGGACUGACUGUUUUUAAUCUCAUGGAAAACAAGGAUUCUGUUACAUGGAAUGUAGUGAUUCAUGGGUGUUUUGAUAAAAAAUCUUCUUCCAAGUAUGAAGGACUUAAGUUUUUUAAGCAAGCGAAAGCCGAAGGAUUUAAACCCAAUAUCUCUACUUUAGUUCUUAUUCUUCAAGCUUUAAGGGAUUUCAGUGACACCAAUUUAGGUUUUUGCUUUCAUGGCUUCCUUAUUCGGAGCGGGUUUUUAGACGUUGUUUCAGUUCAGAACUCGCUAAUGUCUCUGUAUGUAGAGUAUGGCGAAAUGGUGUGCGCAAAAAUGUUGUUUGAUGAAAUGUCUGACAGAGAUUGCAUUACAUGGAGUGCGAUGAUUGGUGGUUUUGUUAAAGCUGGAGAUGGGUAUUUUUCGUUGCAAUUGUUUAGAGAGAUGUUUGGAGUGGAAGAGGUAGAGCCUGAUGAACUUACAGUGGUUAGCAUUUUUAAAGCUUGCUCCCAGGAGAAGGAUAUCGAUAUUGGAAAAUUAGUUCAUUGCUAUGCGGUCAAAAGAGGUUUCAACGUUGAUGUGUACGUGGGCAAUUCAUUAGUUGAUAUGUAUUCUAAAUGCUCACAUGCGAACUUGGCGUUUGAAGUCUUCAAAGAGAUGCCUGAGAGAAACAUCGUUUCCUGGAAUUCGAUACUAUCAGGACUUGUUCAUAAUGAAUUGUAUGCAAAAGCUCUCACGUUGUUUGGCUCAAUGCAGAAAGAGGGAGUCGAAGCUGAUGAGGUGACUCUAGUCAAUCUUCUUCAAUCAUGUAAGCAUCUUGUGGACAUUGGUAAAUGCAAGUCCAUUCAUUCCAGGGUAAUCAGGAUGGGAUUCGAAUUUAACGAAUUGGUGGUGAAUUCUCUAAUCGAUGCUUAUGCAAAAUGUGAUCUUGUUGAACUUGGUCAGAAACUGUUCAAUGGAAUGGAGAGAAGAGAUAUGGUUUCAUGGAGCACAAUGAUUACAGCCUUCUCAAAUGCAGGUAAAACAGAUGAAGCUUUAAACCUCUUCAGAGAGAUGGUUUUGGUGAAAGAGAAGUUCAAUUCUGUAACUAUAUUGAGUCUUCUUGAAGUUUGUGCUGUUUCAGCAGAACUAAAAAGAUGUAAAUGGGCUCACGGUUUAGCAAUUAGAAGUGGGUUUGCAUCAGAAGUGGCAGUUGCAACUGCAUUACUUGAUAUGUACUCAAAAUGUGGAGAAAUUGAUCUCUCUAGAAGAGUAUUCGAUAAAACACCGAACAGAAACGUAGUUUCAUGGAGUGCUAUGAUAGGAGCUUAUGGUAUGAAUGGGCGGGCGAGAGAUGCGCUAGACUUGUUCUCUGAAAUGGAAAUUUACGGUUUAAAGCCAAAUGCCGUUACCAUACUUUGUCUAUUGUCAGCUUGUAGCCAUGGUGGGUUGGUGGAAGAAGGGAAAUCUUUGUUCAACAGGUUGAUCAGUAGUGAUCACGGGUUCGAACCCAACUCAGCACAUUAUUCAUGCAUGGUAGACAUGUUAGGAAGGGCAGGAAUUAUAGAGAGUGCAAUGGACACGAUAAAGAAAAUGCCCCAAAGAUUCAAAGAUGGAGCGAGUAUUUGGGGUGCAUUAUUGAGUGCUUGCAGGAAUUCCAGUAACAGCAAGGUUGCUGAAGGUGCUAUCUCAAAAGUUCUUGAGUUAGAACCGAUGGGUUCAGCAGGUUAUUUGCUAGGCUCAAGUAUGUACGCCGCAAAUGGGUUGUGGAAAGAAGCGGCCAAUAUGAGAAGAUUGGUGAAAGAGAAGGGUGUGAAAGUGGUGUCAGGUUACAGUUUAAUUCAUGUAGAUAGUAAAGCUUGUAGAUUUGUUGCUAGAGAUGGUUACCAUGAGAAAGCUCAACAGAUAUAUUCAAUGGUCGAAGAAUUGCAUGGUUGUAUGAGGAUGAAAGAAGGAAGAAAUGACCUUUUUAAUUGAUCACUGCCUUGUGUCUGAGAUAGUGAGAUAUCCGUGCGCAUAGUUUUGGGCCACCUUUAAGGCCCAUCAGUUCUCGUGGCACUGUCAAUGUCCAGCAGUUUCUGAUAGUAGCAUGUAUCAAACCAGUUUGGCAGUAGCAUGCAUCAGACUAUCAGUACUGGUAAGAUCGUACAUACGCAUCCGUAAAUGUUUGGAAGGGUUCCAUUCUCAGAUGAGCCAGCUAAAAUACUAUAAUGCGUGUACAAUUUGAUUUUCUAUUCGCUUACUCGGUUGAAUUUGAAGACUCAAAUUCUGUGAACUGUGAGCAUCAAAAUGAGAAUAGAAGAACAAUAAUUGGAUGUUGAGCAUACGAGAAUGCUC